Rhincodon typus (whale shark) is the source of this 4336-nucleotide messenger RNA. It is a transcript of the gene ubxn7, whose product is annotated as UBX domain protein 7. The transcript has 11 exons. NCBI's taxonomy places the organism in Eukaryota, Metazoa, Chordata, Chondrichthyes, Orectolobiformes, Rhincodontidae. The record is from RefSeq and is a predicted model, not a curated record. Gene Ontology annotation, molecular function: ubiquitin binding. Gene Ontology annotation, biological process: proteasome-mediated ubiquitin-dependent protein catabolic process. Gene Ontology annotation, cellular component: nucleus.
CCUGCGUGGGCGCUGCGCGGUAAGAUGGCGGCGGUUGGUGAUGGAGCGGGGUCGGCCGGGUCGGCGCUGCAGGGGUUAAUCCGGCAGUUCACAGCCAUUACAGGUGCCAGUGAAAGUGUUGGGAAGCACAUAUUAGAAGCAUGCGGCAACAAUCUGGAGAUGGCUGUCACAAUGUACUUGGAUGGUGGUGGAAUAGCAGAAGAGCCCAGUACCAGUACAGCAGGGACAUCAAGUAGACCGCCUCCACAGGAUGAGGUCCGAGCUCCGAUUCCACAAAAGCAAGAAAUACUGGUAGAACCUGAACCGUUAUUUGGUGCUCCUAAACGACGGAGACCUGCACGCUCCAUAUUUGAUGGAUUCAGAGACUUCCAAACUGAAACGAUCAGACAGGAACAGGAGUUGCGGAAUGGUGGUCCAGUGGACAAGAAACUGACCACUCUGGCAGACCUCUUCAGACCACCCAUAGAUCUAAUGCAUAAAGGCAGCUUUGAAACGGUAAGCAUUAGCAAUGAAGCUAAAUCAUAAGUAGCUAUUACAGGAAUUAAGUGAUGUUAUUAUGAAGAUAUGGGAUAGGAUUGUUUCCUUUGGUAGUUUUCUUUCCCAUUGUAGUCAGGGAACUAAUCACUUGAUUACUGGACACUUGCCUGCUUAAGUUCAAUUUUAUCUUUACAUUUUGUUUUGCACCAAGUAUACCAUGACAGUGAAGAAGGACAACGAUAUGUUCAAUUCUACCAACUCUCGGACUUCCCUUAUGUGUCUAUAUUAGAUCCCCGCACUGGUCAAAAGCUAGUUGAGUGGCGUAACUUGGAUGUGAAUUCGUUCCUAGAACAGGUGACGGGCUUUUUGACAGAGCACGGUCUGUUGGAUGGACUUUCCUGUAGCCCACCAAAGAAACGUCUGCGUUCGGAGAGUUUAAUUGACGCCAGUGAGGAUAGCCAGCUAGAGGCAGCAAUCAAGGCAUCUCUACAAGAGACACACUAUGAGUCCUCUAGUCCAGAGAAUGAAGAUCAGUCAGAUGAGGAGUCAGAAGCAGAAGCAUUCUCAGACAGUGAAGGGUUCAUCUCAAUCAAUGGAUCGGAUGAAGAAAGGGAAGAAGAAAGUAAUACAAAAAAGAAAUUGUCGCCUCGCAAGGAUGUGAGCUGUAAACAAUCACGCAUAGAAUUAACUGAAAGGACUGAGACAGGGAAGGACACUGGUUUGGAAUUUUCCUACAAGGACAUGUCUGAGAAAAUUCAAUCAGGGGGAGACGCAGAAACCUCAACAAAGCAGCAGGAGAUAAACACAGCAGAGUAUUUUGAUACCAGUGGACCAAAGGCAAGUCUGAUGCUGCGAUAUCCAAAUGGACAAAGGGAACAGAUUGCACUCCCGGCUCAAGCAAAACUACUGGCACUGGUAAAACAUAUCCAGUCGAAGGGAUAUCCAAAUGAGCGGUUUGAGCUGGUUACCAACUUCCCACGCAGAAAGCUUUCCCAUUUGGACUAUGAAACUACACUGCAGGAAGCUGGGCUGUGCCCACAGGAAACUGUCUUUGUUCAGGAGAGAAAUUAACUUGGGAGUGCAAAAAAUUUUAUACAAAUAUUGGAAGACCUGGGCCUGUUGGAAACGGUGAUAACCUGAUUUCAGCCUGAACAAAGGAAAGUAUGUAUUUUCACAUUUUACUGGGACCUUUUGAGGCCACUGACCCAUGAAGAUAUUUUGAGAUCCACACUCAUUUCUUAAUGCUUUUUGAUUCCCAAAAGAAGAACCCUUUUUACUGGACCAGAGAACACUGAAUGUGAUUUUUUUUGUUAAUGAAUACCCAUCAUUCUAUGCUUGAGCUGUUACCUUUGACUGUGUCAAGCAAUAGUACUGUUUGUUUUCUACAAUAUCUGGUCUUGGCAAUGCUCGUGUGUUGCUGUAACCAAAAUUCCCAAGAGCACUGCUCUUGGUUAACACCAAGAGGAAGCAUUCCCCCACCAAGGCCAGACAACAACACCAAACACUGGGGAAACCGGAAAUGGAAUAAGACCAACUGUCGUCUGAAAAGAUUUGACUUUGUCUCUUGGUAGUGUUACUUAUUUAGGCUGUAAGUACGUGGUAGGAAUUUGCUGUUGUUCACUAUGAUGUAUCUUCAAUUGCCCUAAUGCCAUCAGACAACCCAAAUUACAGGCCUGUGUUUGAAAUUCCGGAGCCAUAAGAUGGGUAGGAAAAUUUGCAACAUUGUCGGGUGUUAACUUGGUGGAUCUGAUAAUAGAAGUGAAAAGCCCUCGAUUUUCCUUCAGUCUGGAAGACACAAGGGCUACUGUGGAGUAAUUGUUUCAAUAAGUUAAGCACACCAUUCCAAGAAGGUCAAGGUAGUUCCUGAACUGAACAAACUCUUUAGGGAACCCCAAGAUAAACCGGGCCACUUAGCAGAAGAAAUGAGUCAUAUCCAUACUCCAUUGAAACCCCUGACGUCAAACUAAAGGGAGUGAUAUAUUUAAGUUCUUUCAUAAUAGGAUUGGAUCUACAGGAUCCUACACUGCUUAUCAUUUGAUGCAGUGUUGAGAACUAAGUGAUUGACACUAGGUUUAAAGCCAUUUUGAGGAAUUCUGCACAGUUUCUGAAUUUCUUUAAGAUCCUGCUCAUCAUUCUAGUAUACAUGAUGGUAACAGUUUAAGAGAUUAUAUGAGCUAUCCUUGACAGUAAACUGGGGUAGAUCCUACACAGGAGCAGGGCAUGGUUUGAGAUCUGUUUGAGCCACUGAUUGUAGCAAAUGAGGGAGGUGGAGGUGUGGGGUUGGGUGAUGGCAGGGUUGGAGUAACAGGAGGUUGAAGUACAGUUCCUGACUUCAAAGUUCCCCAGCAGUACAAAACAUGGAGGAAUUUUCCACCACAGAGAAGGAGGGGUAUGGAGUAGAGUGUACUACAUUGGGAUUGAAUGAUACCAGUGUGUCCCAAAGGGAAAUGAUCAAUGUUUCACAACUCAAUUCAGUCUUCUCAACCAGCCUCAGAGCACUUGAUGGAGGAGGGAGAGAUUUGCUUGUCAGUUGAUGUAUCUUCUCUGGCAAAUUUAUAUCCCCAUAGUGGGGGACCCUGGGUGCUAGUAUGAGGGCUUGUCUGUUCAGAGUAUGAAUUACAUAUGGAAGAUUGUAUAUCCUUUUGUUGGGGUGAGAGGAAGAGAGGAUUUCAAUUUUGUUUAUUAAUUCACAAGUUGUGGGCAUCACUGGCUAACCUAUUAAUGUACAUCAUAGUUGUCCUUGAGAAGAUGACCUGCUUUCUUGAACCACCUGCUGUUAGGGAGGGAGCUCCAGGAUUUUGGAACAAUAUUUUAAUCACAAGUCAGGAUGGUGUAUAUAUCAAUGUACACUUUGGAGAAGAAAUGUGACCAAACACUUUGAAGAGUGUUGGGAAGACAGGUAACGUUGUGAGGGGGAUGUUUAAGAGAAGGCAGCUAAUGAUGAGAAUAUUGGGUCAAGUAACUACAACUGAGCUCUGUGCAUGAGGAGAGGAAGCAUAUGAACAGGAAUAGCAUUCUUCUGUCUUUAGUGGGCAAUGAGAGCCAUUUUGCGUGCUGCCAUGUCUAGUUGAGUGUUUCAUAGGCAGUAUUUUUUUGUCCCAGUCAGAAUUUUUAAAACCUUCAUGUGGUUAUCAGCCAGGAGAGUGUGGCACUGAGUAUAAAUUCUACACUGGACAAAGGGAGUUGUGCUAACAGUGAUCAACAUUGUGGAAGGCCCAAAUUAAUUAAAAUAAGUUGAGGAAAAAUAGCCACGUUCAAGUUCACAGACAAUAUUUGAAAAUAUUUAAAAUAUAUAAAAAACGAGUUGGUGAUAUUGUGAUUGCACAGAAGAGAUUUGAGAUCUGCUCUUCAUUGGAUUGCAAGCUGAUCUAAAACUAUGCUACUUUGCAUUCUGGCCACUAAUUUUUCAGACCCACUACAACCUGGCAUUUUCAGCUAAAACUGCAUCAAAUUAAUAAGUAUGAUCCUGCUAGUAAUCCAUGUAUUGUAACUGUCCUAUGAAACAAGUUAUGUUAAAAGAAUGCAAAUCAAAGCUGUGAAAAUACUGCACCAGUGAAAUCCUGGACUCAAUUCUUCAGUGGAAUCUCUACAAAAUAUUAAAUCAUGUCUUGUAAUGUCAUUACUUAUUAAUUUUAUACUGUUUCAGUUAAUUGUUCAAUAUUUUUGGAGUGUGAAAUAGUACCCCUGGAUAGAAUCUACAGGCUGGCUGGCUAUGAUCUUGUGAUCAAACAGUCCCCACACGUCUGACCAAGUGAAUUGGCAAACUGGUGAGUCAUUUGAAGAGAAGAUUGCAGGAUUGCAUCAACCAGUGUCACAUUUUGUAAACUUCAAUCAAUAAAAUUUAUAGUUUGCUUUUUAA